Ambispora leptoticha is the source of this 373-nucleotide messenger RNA. NCBI's taxonomy places the organism in Eukaryota, Fungi, Glomeromycota, Glomeromycetes, Archaeosporales, Ambisporaceae. The record is from the annotation of a GenBank genome assembly.
UAUUUGCGCAGAUACUGGUGACGAGUAUCGGGAUAAAUGCAUAGUAUUACUAAGAAACGCAUUGAUUGGUCAUAAACGACCGCUUACAACAAAAGAACAAGAAUUAUACGCAUACUGGAAAGCAGCAACAGUCGAAUUAUGCGUGUAUCGACAGCACCACCAAAAAGUUGACGAAGAAUAUGUGGAAGAAAUACAUCGCAAAAUAAUAUUAAUAUGUGAUCCGACGAAUAUGAUUCGUGAGAAUCUAAUCGAUGGAUCGUUGAGUCCACAAAAGUUUGUGACGGAUACAUUGGCUGGAAAUUUUGGCGAUAGCGGACAGAUUACAACGACCUAUAGUACGGUGCAAACGGAAGCUGUCAUCAUCAUGCGUUGA